CGUUUGUUCACCUUAGCUCUCUCUCUCUCUCUCUCUGUCUCUCUGUCUGCUCCUCUUUUCUCAACUUACACACACCCACCACGCAACGGCCACGUCCACGGGCUCGAGCACCUACACACCCCUACACCCCCGUCCCCUCUGUUCCUCGUUUGGGCUCGUGCCAGUGUGCUCGUGCACUCGUGCACGUGUCUGUCUCGUCCGUGUUCAACUGUUCUAACAGCUUCCUUGCUGUCCAGGGGGCCGGUCCUCGUGUCAUCACGUGUCACCUUCCCGAAUUGCGCCUCGAGCUACACAGCCUCGAGCUACACAGCCACGAGCUACACAUUGUGUCGCAACACCUCACCGCGCAACAAGUAAGCAAGCGACACUGCAGUCCUCUCGUCUCGGCACAUCACGAGCAAAGGUGGUCAGCACAUUGUUUCAUGCUUAGGUUCUCUGACAGUGCACCUACGCACGCACACACGCACACGUAUGGAUACACGCACACAUAUGAACACACAUUCACACGCGUCCAUAUUCACGGAACACAGACGCACUCACCCCAUCGCUCUUGUUGAUCAAUCGACGAGAGAAUUGUCAUUUACACCGCGAUCCCGAAACCAGCUCACAUCGACCAACUCAUCCAACCUUGGACUUCUUCCUGCAGACAAGCGUACAACGCCCCCCCCCCCUAUCCGGCGGAGCGCACAUACCCAUCAAGCAUCUUCCCAGCUCGGCUCUUCCUUCAACGGCGCAUGAUGGCACAGUUCCACAUUCGCCGCGCGGCGGUGGCAACCGCACUGGUGUGCGUUGCCCUCGCCAUGGCCGGCAUGGCUCCUCCACACAUGGCGUCUGCUCGGCCCCUUCGCACCAAGAUUCAGCCCAACGACAACAGUGACAACCACAACGCUGGCGCCCAAGACGCCGCAGCAGCAUCGGCAUCAGCAAGUGACGCGGGCCUGCCCUCGCUCAAGGACCUGGACGUGGACCGGAUCAAGGCCCCAUCGGCGAUUGGCGCAGCAGGCCGCCCCCUGACCGUGCAGCGUGUCAAGGCGCCCUCGUCGCUCGCUGCUGAAGCGCAUGCAAACGGCAAGGCAAAGGUUGACCGCAUCCACGGCCCCGACAGCGACACAGACAACAGCAGCAGCAGCAAUGGUAAGGCCCGGCGCUCCCUCGCUGUUGGCGCACCGCCCUCCAAGCUGAAGAUGAACACGCUCAAGGACAACGCCCCAACUGCAUUCGCUGAGUUGAGCGAGCUUCCGCCUGCGGCAAAGAAGCGCGCCCAGGACAAGCUGGACAAGAUGGACAUCCCUGCUGUCGACGGCCGCACGCUGCACUUUGGUCCAGACGGCGAACCGUAUGUCGCAGACGACUUUCCAGUGCCGCCCGUGUUGAGGGAACGCAUCGAGGGCGAGCACGGGCGCGGCCGCCGCUUCCUUGCAGCCAACCCACCAUCAUCCUACGGCGGCAACGGCCUGCCCAUUUACCAUAGCCGACCGGGUGCGCCCAACACCAUGGUGCUCGACUUUGAUGGCCACACCACCACCAGCAACAACUACUGGGGCGCCUUCUCUGCCCACCCGUUUGAUCCAUCCAACGACGGUGCCGCGUUCUCGUCCUAUGAACAGGGCCAGAUUGCCCUCAUUUGGCAGCGCAUUGCCGAGGACUACGCUCCGUUCAACAUCGACGUCACAACAGAGCCAUUCGUCACCCAGGGGCCAACCAACGUGCACGUGCUCAUCACACGGAGCAUGCAGACAACAGGCUCCGCCAUGCCGUCGAGCAAUGCUGGCGGUGUUGCGGUGCUUGGCGUGUUUGGCUCCUCCAACUAUGAGUAUUAUUCCCCAGCCCUCGUGUACUACGACAACCUGGGUGACGGAUACGCUCCCUACGUGGCAGAGGCCGCGUCACACGAAGCAGGACACAACUUUGGGCUGAACCACGAUGGGUACAACGGCGACGCAUAUGCGAGCGGCUUCAGCGGGACCACAAGCGCAAACUCAUGGGCCCCCAUCAUGGGAGCAUCGUACGACAGGGCCGUGACGCAGUUCAGCAACGGAGAUUACUCCGGCGCCACCAACACCCAGGACGACGUUUCGAUCAUCGGCGGGCAGACGGGCUUUGCCGCUGACGAGGCAGGAGACACCCCCGCCACAGCCACGAGCGUCACGUACACGGGCAGCAACGACUUCAAGGCGGACGGUGUGAUUUCUGUGCGCACAGACAAGGACUGGUGGAAGGUGCAGCUGGCUGGGCAGGGCAGCAUCAGCGUGUACGCGACACCGUGGUACUCAAGCACGGACACGCCGGGGAACAACCUGGACAUCAAGCUGACGGUGUAUGACAGCAACGGCACACCAAUUGCGGUGAGCAACCCAAGCGGCAGCACGGACGCAUCUGUGUCGCUGGCGUCGCUGGCGGCGGGGUCCUACUACAUUGAGAUUGACGGCGUGGGCGACCCAGCGGUGCUCGCAUCGGACUAUGGCUCCCUCGGACAGUACCGCAUUACGGGGUCAGUGAGCACAGGAAGUCCUCCCGUCACAACUGCACGGACAACCACCACACGCACCACGACGACCACGACCACAACGCCGACAGCCACCUGCGUGAACGACGGCUACGAGAACAACGACGCAUACACAACGGCCACUGUUCUGUCUGCGAACGACGUGGCAGUGAACGCGGUGAUCUGCGGUGGUGAUGUGGACUGGUACCGCGUGCCGGUGUGCGGCGGCGGUACCGUGUCGAUCACAGUUGGAUUCAGCCAUGCAGUGAGUGACCUUGAUGCCGUGUUGUACACGCAAGCGGGCAACUCGGCUGCCUCUGCCACUUCGGCGUCGGACAACGAGGAGCUGUCUCACACGGACACGACUGGGUAUGACACGCUGUACUACCUUGCUGUGUACAGCUACAACGACCAGAGCACAGCGUAUGGCAUGAUCAUCUCCGUGGACUGUCCCACUACGACAACCACGACAACCACGACAACCACCACACGCACCACGACGACCACGACCACAACGCCGACAGCCACCUGCGUGAACGACGGCUACGAGAACAACGACGCAUACACAACGGCCACUGUUCUGUCUGCGAACGACGUGGCAGUGAACGCGGUGAUCUGCGGUGGUGAUGUGGACUGGUACCGCGUGCCGGUGUGCGGCGGCGGUACCGUGUCGAUCACCAUUGGAUUCAGCCAUGCAGUGAGUGACCUUGAUGCCGUGUUGUACACGCAAGCGGGCAACUCGGCUGCCUCUGCCACUUCGGCGUCGGACAACGAGCAGCUGUCCCACACGGACACGACUGGAUAUGACACGCUGUACUACCUCGCUGUGUACAGCUACAACGACCAGAGCACAGCGUACGACAUGUCCAUCUCCACCACAGUUGGUGCCGGCACAUACUUUGGCAUCCUGUGCUCUGGCGAGUACGACUGGUUCAAGGUCGACGUGUGCAGGCAGGGCGUGGUUCGCGCGCGCGUGGCCCUGGAGGAAGCGAGUGCGGUGUCUGUGAAGGUUGGGAUCCACCGAAGCAACGGCCGCCCGCUGCAAGCAGAGCGGCUGCACCUCGAACAGCUGGAGGGAGAGCUGGUUGCAGAGGCCCCAUAUGAAGGGCCGUACUUUAUCAAGCUGAAGAGCACCCGACGCAGAUCAGCGCCGGUGUACCGCCUCAUCAUCAGCAUUGAGGGCUGUGACUAA
This is a messenger RNA of Salpingoeca rosetta, 3677 nucleotides long. RefSeq lists its product as uncharacterized. Bases 735 to 3677 code for a protein of 980 amino acids. Lineage: Eukaryota; Choanoflagellata; Craspedida; Salpingoecidae. The record is from RefSeq and is a predicted model, not a curated record. Gene Ontology annotation, molecular function: metallopeptidase activity. The transcript is spliced from 6 exons.